This is a messenger RNA of Daktulosphaira vitifoliae (grape phylloxera), 2508 nucleotides long. RefSeq names its product zinc finger protein 25-like. The transcript has 9 exons. The record is from RefSeq and is a predicted model, not a curated record. Lineage: Eukaryota; Metazoa; Arthropoda; Insecta; Hemiptera; Phylloxeridae. Gene Ontology annotation, molecular function: DNA-binding transcription factor activity; RNA polymerase II cis-regulatory region sequence-specific DNA binding. Gene Ontology annotation, biological process: regulation of transcription by RNA polymerase II. The coding region runs from base 199 to 2433 and encodes 744 amino acids.
GAAAACUCAAUUACAUUGCUGACAUACCUACUAAAUAUGUUAUCAAAACGUAAUUUUUUAAUAUUUUAAUUAUAACUAUAAAUAUUAAUUUUAAUCAAUUUAUUUUGUUAAUAUCUAAAAAUUUAAAUGAUUGCAUUAACAAACAAUUUCGGAAUAUGAUAUAAUUUUCAACGGAAAAUUGUGCGGAUAUAUUAUAAUAUGGCAGAAGUAGACAGUCGAUACAUUGCCUUUGAGAAUGAUCAUACGUAUUUGAAAACCACCAACAAUUGUGAAGUUAAUUCUACACAAAUUAUUUUAUUUUAUAGAUCAGAUAUUAACUCACCGCCUUUUAUUAAUGUAUCUGAUGAUAAAAUAAAAUCCUAUAAAAAAGUUGUUGAUGGAAGUCAAUUUUCAAUUUCUCAAGCAAUUAACAUGCUAAGUGGGCCCAAUUCAAAGAUUUUUUUUCUUCCAGCUGCAGUUCCUACAAACUCAUCAGUUCCUUCAUUUGUUUUUUCACCAGGAAAUAACAUAUGCAGCUCUACACCCAAUGAAAAAAAAAGUACUGAAAAAUGUAUUUUACCAAAAAUACCAAAUUCUGUUGGUCUGACACAAGUUAAAAAUUCUAAAAUAUUAUUUAUUCCAUCUACAGCAUCAUCAUUAAAUUUAGGAAUCCAAAAUAUUUUGAAACCUAUUCCUUCCAAGUUACUUAUACCAAAAACAAAUGAACCAAUUAUUCAUUCUACUCAAAACAAAAAAGAAAACAAAGAUACUAAUAAAGGAGUUCGCAGAAUAAAACUAUCAUCCAAUUCUAUCAAACGAAUACAGAAUGGAGAAAAAUUAUUUAUGUGUUUAGAUUGUGAUAAAAUAUAUUUUGAUCAUAAUAAAUUAUUAGAUCACCAAAAAACUCAUAAACAAUUAGAACAAGUUGAUAUAAUGGAGAUAAAAAAAAAAAAAUUAAUUAGUCAAAAGAAACAACCUACAGAUAGAAAAGAAAAAGAAAAUAGUGAUGACUGUAACAUUGAAUAUGAGUUCUCUGACACGUUGUUUUGUAAUUCCCCUGUUAACAUUAAAAAACAAAAAAGUGUAUUUAAAGGUGAAUGUAUUAUGUGUCAUUCAAUAUUUCCUGAUUUAGGUAAACAUAUUCAAACUUUCCACCAAAAUGAUUUAGAAAAAAGUAGUUCUUUCCAAUGUCUCAAAUGUGAAUUAAAAUUUGAUAUUGAAGAACAUUUACAAGUGCAUGAAUUAUCCAUGCAUAAAUAUAGUAAUAUAUAUACUUGCGAACAUUGUUUUAAAGAUUUUUCAUUUAAAAAAGAUCUUGAGAUUCAUAUGGAGUCACAUAAUGUUUACAAUAAUAUGAAAUACUUAUGUCCUUAUUGUGAUGCUGGUUUCUCACAAUCUAUUGGUCUACGAAGUCAUUUAAAAAAACAUAUUGGUAACAAUAUCGAAAAACCUGUCUUUUUUACUUCUUCGAACCAAGUUGAAAACAGCCCAACUCGUCCUGAGCAUUUAGAUCAAUUGUUUGCUGAACUAGAUAAUAUAUCUGAUAAUGUUAAUGGAGUUGUUGUUGAACAAGUAACAUCUAAUAACUAUUGUGUUAGAUUUGUUGAUAAUGAAUCAGAUAACUAUAAAAUACAAAAACCUGAAUUACUUGAUCAAAGUAUAAAAAACGAAGUAGACCUUACUGAGUUGCCUUUACCAAACAAAGAUUAUGAAAAUAAGGAUCAGUCAACAAAUUCAUCGAGAAAACGUGUUAGCUAUACUGUAUGCAGAAUAUGUUUAGUUAUUGUUAGCUAUUCAAGAAUUGGUCGUCAUAUGAGAAAAAAGCAUAAUAAUGCUGCACCUUACCAAUGUGAAAUAUGUCAUACAGAUUUUAACCGUAAACAUCUCAUGGAUGAUCAUAGGCGGAAACAUACUAACAAUAAACCUCAUAAAUGUUUUGAAUGCAAUAAAUGUUUUGCCUAUAAACAUCACCGUAAUCGUCACAUGAUGAUAGUUCAUAAUGCCGAUACAUUGGAUAAACCAUUCAAAUGUCCUAUGUGUGAUAAAGCAUUUUCUUUUAAAGAAUAUUUGACACUCCACGUGAAUAGUCGCCAUAAAGGUAAGCGUUACAUGUGUCAAAUAUGUGGCAAAAGUUUUCCUACAAAUGCUGGCCUUAACAAACAUCAACUAUGUCAUACUGAUGAAAGACCAUUUAUGUGUGAACAAUGUGGACGGACAUUUAAAUGCAAAACUCAUUGUGAUACUCAUAAGAAGAAUAUGCAUCCAGGUGAUUCUCAAUUAUCAACCUUACCUGAAAAGUUUGAAUGUGAGUUGUGUAACAAGACAUUUACGACAAAAAUGUAUAGAGAUAUGCAUUUCAAGCGGCAUAAUGGUCAAGGUCACCAAUGUAGUAUAUGUUUCAAAUUAUUUGUUUCAAAAGCUCAUUUGCAGAGGCAUAUAAAAUUAAUGCAUUAAAUUUGAUAAGGUUUGCAAUGUAGUUGUUUUUUUUUUUUUUUUUUUUUUUGUGAUAAUAUAUUGUUAUAUUGAUAA